This is a messenger RNA of Dipodomys spectabilis (banner-tailed kangaroo rat), 2608 nucleotides long. RefSeq names its product osteoglycin (gene Ogn). Lineage: Eukaryota; Metazoa; Chordata; Mammalia; Rodentia; Heteromyidae. Bases 164 to 1060 code for a protein of 298 amino acids. Gene Ontology annotation, molecular function: protein binding. The record is from RefSeq and is a predicted model, not a curated record. The transcript is spliced from 6 exons.
ACUUGUUCCCUGGCCCCUACUUCGUACAGUGUGCCAAAACGUCCUCAAAGGUUUUAAAUAUUGCUUCCAUGGUCUGAAUUUUUAUUUCCAAGGAGAAGAGUUUUAUCCCAUAGUCAGCAGGCCAUUGGUUUAGUAACUUUCAGUCAGCUUGAUUUCUGUGGAAAUGAAGAGUAUGCAUUCGACACUUCUCCUGUUACUUUUCCUGCCUUUGACAGAACCAGCACCACAAGCUCAGCAGGACGUACCCUCUACCUUUGAGUAUGGGACAGAUCAUUUUGAAGAAAAUAUAUUUAGUCAAGAUUAUGAAGAUAAAUACCUGGAUGAAAAAAGAAUUAAGGAAAAAGAAACAUUGAUAGUACAUGAUGAGAAAAGUUUUCAGUUACAAAAAGAUGAGGCUAUAAUGCCACUAUCCCCCAACAAAGGAAAUGAUGAAAUGCCCACGUGCCUGCUGUGUGUUUGUUUAAGUGGCUCCGUGUACUGUGAGGAAGUUGACAUUGAUGCAGUACCACCCUUGCCAAAGGAAUCUGCUUAUCUUUAUGCACGAUUCAACAAAAUUAAAAAGCUGACUGCCAAAGAUUUUGCUGACAUGCCUAACCUAAGAAGACUUGAUUUUACGGGUAAUUUGAUAGAAGAGAUAGAAGAUGAUACUUUUUCAAAACUUUCUCUGUUAGAAGAACUUUCACUUGCUGAAAAUCAGCUACUGAGACUUCCAGUUCUUCCUUCAAAGCUUAUUUUAUUUAAUGCAAAACACAACAAAAUCAAGAGUAAAGGAAUCAAAGCAAAUACAUUCAAAAAACUGAGUAACCUCGCCAUCCUCUACUUGGACCAUAAUGAACUGGAAGCUGUACCUCCUAAUUUACCAGAAAGUCUACGAAUAAUUCAUCUUCAGUUUAACAACAUAACUUCAAUUACAGACGACACCUUCUGCAAGGCUAAUGAUACCCGUUAUAUUCGGGAACGUAUUGAAGAGAUUCGCCUAGAGGGUAAUCCAAUAGCCCUUGGAAAACAUCCCAACAGUUUUACUUGCUUGAAAAGAUUACCUAUAGGGUCAUACUUUUAACCACUAUCAAAGCAAUGUGUAAGCUAAAGUAUGUAUGCUUAUAAUUUGUCUCAAUAAUGUCUAAAAGAACAUUAAAUACUGGUUUAUCAUUAACUUUUUAUCUUACUAUGAAAGAAUUUUAUGUCUUAAACAAGAAUGUUCAAAAUAAGAUUGAAUUUCUAAGUUCAAAAUAAUGUGAAAAUAUUUAAAACAUUGAAAAUUCUCCUGGUUUAUACUAGACAUCUACAAUUCAAGAUGCAUAUUCUUAUUACUAAGUAAGAGAAGUCCAAGAAAGUUCCAAUUGUUUAUCUUUGCUAGGUUGCUAGCCUUUAUCUUUUUUCUUUUUUCCAUAUAUCUAUUUUUAUUGUAAAAAUACUGUACAAUGGAGUUACAGUUACAUGAGUAGGGUAAUGAGUACAUUUCCUAUUAGGUUUUAUUAAGUAUCUUGAAAACAUUUAAAGCCUUAUAAAGCUAAAUAUUUCCAUUGAUCUUUCAUGAUUCAUAAUUAUUCAUAUGAGGUGGGAACCUUGUUUUCUUCUUAUAAAGAAAGCUAUCUUACUUUAUUUUCACUAGCCUAAAAAAUUUUCCAAAUAAAGUAGAAUUUUACUUUCUAAUAAAGAGCUAGAAGGUAUAUCCAAAGUUUUCUACCUUGUGGGCCACAUCAUUAGAGUUCAAUAAAGAAAAAAUAUUCUUUUAUCAUAAGUCAUUUUGUAAAGCCAAGCAAUUCAAAACUAAUAAGCUUUUAUAAACAAAAAAUUCUGACACAUUUAAACAAGAAUAAAGUUCUUCCCCUGAAAGAUUUUCAAUUUUGAAAGAAGUACAAAAUAUUUCCUUUUAAAAUUACUGAACAGGGCCUUCUCAAUAACUGUUCACAUAUAAAGAAACAAAAACUGCCUGUGCAUGUAAAUGUUUACCAAAACAAACUGAAUAUUCACAGCAAAGUUUUUGAGCAACAUUUGCUCAAUGCCCAUGAUGAACAGACUCACUUAACAAUAAAAACCUGAUCUUCAAUCCAAGUAAUGACUCAAAACUGCCAGAUUAAAGAUCCUGAACUAACCUUUCUCUUGCCUAUAUAUCACUCAAAAGUCUUAAUACAUUGCUUUGAAGUUAAAUAGAAAAUUACUGGUACUUUAGAAACAUGAAUCUGACCUGUCUAUAAAAUAUAUUGACAUCAUUUCCAUUGUAGAUUAUACAAUGGAAUUGGUAAAUUACUCCUAGAACAUAUACUCAUUCCUGUUGUUUCUUAGGAUUUACCCUCCAACACCAUUUGUUGAAGUUGAUCUGAGAUUAAAAACAGCUAUGAUCCUUUGGAGUUUAUUUUUCUGCAUCUAUAAUCUCUGAAGGCCUCAACAGUUACUCUGACAAUGCUCAUUAGUGCAUUCAUUUAUUUUGAUGAGUAAUGACUAUAACUAAUAUGCUUUUUUCAUAAUUUUGUGUGCUUGACUUAUUUUCUAAUUGACAAAAUAGUUGAGAGCACUGAAUACAGCUUAUGUUUAUACUGUCACAGUCCUAGCACAACAGUGAACACAUUUAAAUAUAUGAAUAAAUGUUGUAAAAUCCAAAGUAAAA